Cicer arietinum (chickpea) is the source of this 1669-nucleotide messenger RNA. RefSeq names its product protein IQ-DOMAIN 24-like. Lineage: Eukaryota; Viridiplantae; Streptophyta; Magnoliopsida; Fabales; Fabaceae. The record is from RefSeq and is a predicted model, not a curated record. Gene Ontology annotation, molecular function: protein binding.
UAAGUGUUUCAACUUCUUCCAUUUUUCAACUAACUCAAAUUUCACUUUCAUUCCUCUCUCUUAUUUAUCCCCUUUUUUUUCUCUCUCUCAAUGAAUAAUUAAACACCACCAUGGGUUUUCUCCGGCGACUUUUCGGCGGCAAAAAACACCGUAAUCCACCACCGGAACUCACUUUUUCCAAACCCGAAAAGCACAACAGAAGCUGGAGUUUCGCUAAGAACAGUACAAGGGAAAAAUCCAAUUCACUUUCUUCACUAAACAACAGAAAUUCUGAACCUUCUAUUACUUCUGAUAAUUUCGACGCUAAUAAACAUGCCAUUGCUGUAGCCGCCGCUACCGCCGCCGUCGCUGAGGCCGCACUCGCCGCCGCUCAUGCUGCCGCGGAGGUUGUCAGACUGACGAGUAACACCGGCUCCGGAAAUUCUGCCGGAAUACCUGCAACUCCGACAAGUGGCCGGCGACGGUUGCCGGAGGAAAUUGUCGCCGCCGUGAAGAUUCAGUCGGCGUUUAGAGGUUAUUUGGCAAGGAGAGCAUUAAGAGCACUUAAAGCAUUGGUGAAGUUGCAAGCAUUGGUGAGAGGUCACAUAGUAAGAAAGCAAACCUCAGAUAUGCUAAGACGCAUGCAAACAUUGGUUCGACUUCAAUCGCGCGCACGUGCGAGUCGUUUGCACGUGUCGGAUAAUACAGACUCUUUCAAGUCUUCACAUUCGCGUUAUCCAGUUCCUGAUGAUUAUGAGCAUCCGCUUCGUGUCUAUAGUACGAAAUUCGACGGAUCUUCCAUCCUCAAGAGAUGUAGUUCAAAUGCAUAUUAUAGAGACAUGAACUUAGAAAGAGCCCGGUUCGGUUCGAGUUGGUUAGACAGUUGGAUGGAAGAAAAUACACGGAGCCAAACCGGCGAUUCUUCAUCUAGUACCAAACAUCUUGAUGAUGAAAAGAGUGAUAAGAUUCUUGAAGUAGAUACAUGGAAGCCACAUUUGAACUCACACCAUAGUACUAGUAACUCUUUUCAUGCCACAAAUCACUACUCAUCUUCUAAUUACAACAAUGACAAUUUUAUAGCAUUCGAGUCGCCCUCGAAGCGUUCUUCUAAAACUCACAAUUCAAUUCUCUCUUCUAUGAAACAUCAUAAAGGAAAAGAAGAACUAGCUUCACGAACGGCCGAGAAUAGUCCGCAGGCAUUUUCGGCUUCUUCGAGACAUGGAAGUGGUGGAAGGAGAGAUUCUUUUACACCAACUAAAAGUGAGUGUUCGUGGGGUUUCUUCAAUGGUUACUCGGGUUAUCCGAGCUACAUGGCGAAUACCGAGUCUUCAAGAGCGAAGGCUCGGUCGCAAAGUGCACCAAGACAAAGGCUAGAGUUUGAAAGAUAUGGUGCAACAACAAGAUCUAUUCAAUGUCUUUGGGAAUCAGGGUCUAAUUCAGAUAGAAAUUCUAGCUUGAAUAGAAUUGGAAGUAACAAUUUAAGGUGACAUUACAAGUUUUAGGGAUGAAGAGUUUGAAGAGACAUUGGUUUCUUGUGGUUUGGUUUUAUGUGUAUUAAUAGCAAGUUUUAGGAUGUAAGUAUUUGACAUGUAUUCGUAUAGUUUUUGUCACAAUGUUUAACUCAUGAUUUUGUUUGACUAAAUUUUUGUAUGUUGAAAUGUUAUAACUUAUUUUGAGUGUUUUUCAUUAA